This is a messenger RNA of Desarmillaria tabescens, 713 nucleotides long. RefSeq lists its product as uncharacterized. The record is from RefSeq and is a predicted model, not a curated record. Lineage: Eukaryota; Fungi; Basidiomycota; Agaricomycetes; Agaricales; Physalacriaceae. Bases 113 to 385 code for a protein of 90 amino acids. The transcript is spliced from 2 exons.
GUUUUAGACUUCCAACAGACUUCGAACCUGAUGGCCGCUCAAGCUUCCUAUUCGUCUAGCAAGACGGCGAAUAUCCCGCUCUGAACUCCACUAUGAUACUUGAUGCUGCUGGAUGAUCUUUGUAUUGCUACCUGUUUCUGUUUGGGUUCUAUUGUCAGAGAAAGGUAGCGCAACAUCUGGGGGAAGGUCACUUCUAUUAUUUAUCUACCUUCCGCUCGCUGUUUACUCACAUUCCUUCUGGCUCAUUUGUAUAAAGGAUCUCUUUGUCGCUGCUUCUUUGUUGAUAUACUUACCCAAGUCUCGUUCGACUACUUCAUCCCGCAGGUCGCCUUCCGGCACGAGGACAACGAAUUCAUACGCCAGUUCUAUUUCAGCCUCAAGCUGAACUUCUUCCUCUGCAGCUUGACGCUCUGCAGCCGAGUUUAUCUUGAUUCUCGGGGCAUUACUAGUCUCUUCGGCAGUGCUGAGAAAAAACCCGCGAAUUGUUCGUACGCGUAAUCUCCCGGCAUUGCAUCUCCAAAUCCUACUGAUACUUAUAUAAACUUUCGGGGGUAUUACAGCCGGCUAAAAGGACAUGCUGCGCAUCACCUACUAAUAAUCUUGGUGGUUAUUGUCGGAUAAAAGCAACCUAUCUGGACAGUUAGUUACGCUGGGCCAGUCGAUACUGGGGUCUCGACAUGAGUUAGUGUCUGAAGACCCGGCAGCUUCCUCCA